Molecule: messenger RNA, 897 nt
Organism: Mercurialis annua (annual mercury)
Lineage: Eukaryota; Viridiplantae; Streptophyta; Magnoliopsida; Malpighiales; Euphorbiaceae
Exons: 2
Coding region: 1-897 (298 amino acids)
Molecular function (GO): protein dimerization activity
Source: RefSeq, a predicted model, not a curated record
AUGCUUGAAAGAGUUUAUGAAGAUGCAACUGAAAGAGAGCCGAGGGGGAAAGCAAGUGCCUUGAUUAAACUGAUGGAACAUUUUCACUUUGUAUUUAUUCUGCAUCUGAUGCUUAAGUUAUUCGGUAUAACAAAUACAUUGUCACUUGCCUUGCAACAGAAAGAUAAGAAUAUUGUUAAUGCAAUGAACUUGAUUGAAGUUUUAAAAAUAAAGCUACAAAACUUGAGAGACAAUGGAUGGGAUGCUUUGCUACAUGAAGUCAGCAUGUUUUGUAACAAGCAUAGCAUUGUGGUGCCUGAUAUGGAAGAUCAAUUUCUAAUUCUAGGACGGUCUCGUCGUGCGAGGCACUUGGUAACUUGUUAUCAUCAUCACCAUAAUGAGGUUUUUCUUCAUGUGAUUGAUUUGCUUACUAUUGAGAUGAAUAAUAGGUUUUAUGAAUCUAGCACUGAAUUAUUAAGUUUGAUUUGCCUUGCUGAACUCUAUUCUGAUGAUCUCUUUGCUACUGACUUGUACUUCUUGAGAGAGGAGCUAGAUACAUACAUUUGUGAAGUAAGAAAAAAUUCUGAUUCUACUAGUUGUGAAGAUCUUGAUAUCGUUGCAACUAAGAUGGUUCAAACUGGUAGACAUUCUAUGUUUCCAUUGGUUUAUCGUUUGAUUGAGUUGGCUUUGAUUUUACCAGUGGCUACAACAUUUGUUGAGAGAGCUUUUUCUACAAUGAAGCACGUCAAGUCAGAUGUACGGAACAACAUGGCAGAUGAGUGGUUCAAUGAUUUGAUGAUAUGCUUCGUUGAGAGAGAUAUAUUUGAUUUCAUCGACAAUGAAGACAUUUUACAACAUUUUCAAAACAAAGCAAACCGGCGAAUUCAACUUCCACCUCUUGCUCUUUCCAAUUCUUAG